AUGUCGAAAAAGAUUGAUACACAUAUCCAUGUCCUCCCGCCUGCAUACGUGGAAGCUCUGGAGGUUGCAGGAGGUGACCCCUCUGGGUUUCAAUCUCCUGAAUGGUCUUUAGCGAUUUUAUCGGUCUCGGCACCAGGCGUAUCUAUCGCUGGACCAGGAGAAGCUGGGCGGAAGCUGGUAAGGACUCUGAACGAUUAUCUGGCAGAACAAACACAGGACCCGGGCUCUCAAAGCCGAUUGGGCUUUUUUGGAGCCCUACCGGACUGGCAAGACGUUCAAGGAACCACCGAAGAACUCGAUUUCCUAUUUGGACAACAAAAACUCUGCUUCGGUGUCAUAGUCUUUACAUCUUAUGGAGGCAAGCUACUGGGUGAUCCAGUAUUCAAGCCCAUUUGGCAGAGACUGCAAGCCCACAAAGCUUUGGUUUUUCUCCAUCCGACUGUACUGGAUGUGACGCCCAAGCUUAUAGCUUCGACUCUUCCUCAGCCAAUCCUGGACUAUCCCCUGGCAACUACUAGGACGGCAGUAGAUCUGGUUAUGAGCGGAACCCUUCACGCAUCUCCUGACGUGGAUGUUAUUCUUUCUCAUGCUGGAGGGGCUCUGCCGUUCUUGGCAAAUAGAGUUGAAGGAUGCUUUCAGGUCCCAUCUGUCAGGGGUCUUGUUUCCAUGGAUUAUGCGACGGCGAAACUUGACUUCGCUCGAUUCUACUACGACACCGCUCUCAGCACAAGCCCGGCUCAACUCAACGGAUUGCUUGACUAUGCCGACCUGUCCCACAUCGUUUUUGGGUCCGACUUUCCUUACUGUCCGGAAUCGGUGGUAGAGGCGCAGUCCCGUCCUUACGAAGAGUUUGUGGCUGAAGAUCCUCGGGGAUCGAUGAUUGCGCCGGAUGCUCUGAGACGGAAUGCCAUGGCCUUGCUGAAGAAGCAUGUCCAGAAUCGAGAUUUGAACUGGGAUUUCAAAGCGUAG
This is a messenger RNA of Colletotrichum spaethianum, 969 nucleotides long. RefSeq names its product decarboxylase yanB. The record is from RefSeq and is a predicted model, not a curated record. The coding region runs from base 1 to 969 and encodes 322 amino acids. Gene Ontology annotation, cellular component: cytosol; cytoplasm. Gene Ontology annotation, molecular function: carboxy-lyase activity; hydrolase activity. Lineage: Eukaryota; Fungi; Ascomycota; Sordariomycetes; Glomerellales; Glomerellaceae. The transcript has 2 exons. Gene Ontology annotation, biological process: secondary metabolic process.